AUGAGUCAUAUGCUGCACGCGCCUAUUAUCCUCUUAAAAGAGGGGGCAGACACCUCACAGGGGCGGGGCCAAAUAAUUAGUAAUAUAAAUGCAUGUCAAGUUGUUGUGGAUAUCGUUAGAAGCACUCUUGGCCCCAGAGGCAUGGAUAAGUUAAUUCAAGGAGAGAACGGCUCUGCUACUAUCACAAACGACGGUGCAACAGUUUUAAAUUUGCUACAAGUUAAGCAUCCUGCUGCAGCUCUUUUAGUAGAUGUUGCGCAGAGUCAGGAUCUAGAGGUGGGGGACGGCACGACAUCAGUGGUGGUGUUGGCGGGGGAGUUGCUGCAGGAGGCGAAGAAUUUUAUUGAAGAGGGGAUGGCCCCGCAGAUUAUCGUGCAGGGUUUACGAGCAGCAAGAGACUUAGCGCUGCAGCGCAUUGAUGAGGUGAAGAUUUCUCUCGCUGAUCAGUCCCCUGAGUAA
Molecule: messenger RNA, 459 nt
Organism: Eimeria acervulina
Lineage: Eukaryota; Apicomplexa; Conoidasida; Eucoccidiorida; Eimeriidae
Product: TCP-1/cpn60 family chaperonin, putative
Exons: 5
Coding region: 1-459 (152 amino acids)
Biological process (GO): protein folding
Cellular component (GO): chaperonin-containing T-complex
Molecular function (GO): ATP hydrolysis activity; ATP-dependent protein folding chaperone; ATP binding
Source: RefSeq, a predicted model, not a curated record